Malus domestica (apple) is the source of this 1263-nucleotide messenger RNA. Lineage: Eukaryota; Viridiplantae; Streptophyta; Magnoliopsida; Rosales; Rosaceae. The record is from RefSeq and is a predicted model, not a curated record.
AUGCCAGAGAACCAGAGAGAUCUAAGCUACCUCACAAGUCUACCAGGAGCAACCGAAAGGCUCAAAAUUUUCAACGCGGAUCUCAGCAAACCCGACAGUUUCAAUGCAGCCGUCGAAGGGUGCAUCGGAGUGUUCCAUGUUGCCACUCCAGUCGAUUUCCAAGACAAGGAACCUGAAGAAGUAGUGACCAAAAGAUCAAUUGAUGGAGCCCUCGGCAUUCUGAAGGCGUGCUUAAACGCAAAAACAGUGAAACGAGUUGUGUACACUUCUAGUGCAGCCGCUGUCAUGUUUGGCAGCAGCAAGGAUGUUGAGGAAGUGGAUGAAAGUUUUUGGAGCGAUAUAGAUUACAUUAGACCUAUAAAGCGAUAUGGACCAUACAUGAUUUCGAAGACAUUAACUGAGAAGCCAGUUCUUGAAUUUUCAGAGAAAUAUGGGUUGGAUGCUGUGACAGUAAUACCUUCUUUUGUGGUUGGCCACUUCAUUUGUCCUAAGCUUCCCGGCUCCAUUCACGGUACACUGACUCUGGUCUUUGGUAACCUUGAUGAGCUUAGCUUUCUUGGUCAGCCAUUAAUCAAGAAAUGAUGAAAUUUAGAGAGAGAAAGAGAAAGAUCGAAGAGAGAGAAAUGAGUGGUUUUUGUAAAUUGUAAGACUUUUGCUUAACUAAGAGUUAUUACACCACAACUACUAUUUAUAGUAAAGCCGUACAUCAUUACAGCUUCACCAACAAUCGUAACUAACUGCUCUUACAUUGAGUUGACAAAAGGCACAUUAUCUACCAUUGAUUAUACUCUAACAUGGUGCAUGUGACAUGUCGAUGAUAUUGCCAGAGCGCACAUUUUCUUUUUCGAACAUCAUGAUGCAAAAGGGAGGUGCAAUUGCUCAUCACAUGUCAUAACCCUUGUUCAAACGGCUGAGUUUCUUUCUGCCAAAUACCCGGAGUUUCAAAUACCCUCAGUAAGGUAUUUAAGGGAGCUUAAGGGUGAGAAAACACCUGGUAUGUCGUCGAAGAAGCUCUUGGAUUCAGGUUUCACAUUCAAGUAUGGGGUUGAUGAAACGCUCAUCGGUGCAAUUCAAUGCUGCAAAGAAAAGCAUUAUUUAUAGUUCCGUUUACGGAUUAUAAUUAAGGCUCAUAUAUGAUUAUAUGCACAUUUCGUUCCAUACCAGAACAUCACAUUGUUUGAUGGGAAAGGAACUUGUACAAACAAUGUACAUUGUAUGUGUGUUGUAAGAAUAAAAUGCAUGCCCAUAUUUACCGGCAUAUGU